AUGUCGACCUCAACCGCUUCCGCCUCCGCCGCCAACCUCCCAUCCGACUCUCGCUCGAGACCCCUCCGAAGACUAAGCCAGCUGCGCUCUUUCACUUCCUCGUCAUCAUCGAACAAUAACAACAGCAACAAUAACAAUAACAAUAGUAACGGCGGCGCCUCCCAGCGCUCCUCGUAUCGCAACUCCCUGACAAAUCGGGUUCCUUGGCUUUCGUCGUCUUCCUCCCACCAACACCAGUCGUCGACUUCCGCCGCCGCCGCGCCCGGUUCAGAAUCUGCAACCAACACCUCUCCUACAAACGCCUCGCACUCAUGUCCUGAAUCUGACCGUCAGUCUAUGCUUGCUCGCUACAGCUCGGUCUUUUCUUCGAACCGUGGUAUCGAUUCCGACCGACGCUCGCAGAACUCUUCGUCAUCCAGAGAGACUCCCACAAACGAGUCUGGUACCAAUCAGCAACCGCAAGGGGCCAUGGCGCGUCUUAGAGGCUUGACGCAAACUGGAGACUCGCGGGGUAAUAACGAGAAUACCAGCAACAAUAACGCCACGACUACGACUACUACUAAUGAUGCUCCUCCGUCGAGACCGGACAACGUAGACGGAGCCGUCGAAUCGUCUGACCCAGCGGCGGCUGAAGACCCAUCCGCCAACUCGUCGCAGCCCAAGCAGAAGCCCACUAUCCGUUUCUUCCCGUACCAAGAUCCUCUACAGAGCUCCCGACCGUCUUUAACCUUUAUUCCCAUAUCCCGCACUCUUCCGUCGGAAAGCUGUGUGAUUCGCGUCGGUCGAUACUCUGAACGGGAUGGAAUCCCCAUCGCCAACCCGUCUGAGCCGUCAGAUGCCCCUAUCGGAUUCAAGUCGAAGGUGGUGAGUCGCAAACACUGCGAGCUUAUCUUCAUGAAUGGCCAGUGGCACAUCAAGGAUGUAGGAAGUUCGUCGGGAACCUUUUUGAAUCACAUGCGUUUGAGCCAACCCAACAUGACGUCCAAGCUAUAUACCGUUAAGGAUGGGGACAUUAUACAGCUGGGCAUCGACUUUCGAGGCGGAGAGGAGAUGAUCUUCCGUUGUGUUCGUAUCCGGAUCGAGUGUAACCGGUCCUGGCAGCGUCAGCCCAACGAGUUCAAUAAAAACACUGAGAGUUUGAUUAAGAACUUGGGUAAAGGCAACGCUGCUGAUUAUUCUGGCUGUCGCGAGUGCUCCAUCUGCCUGGGUUCUGUUCUGCGGCCAUACCAAUGCCUAUUCAUGGCCGCCUGCGCUCACGUAUGGCACUAUAAAUGCGUCAGUCGCUUGAUUCAUACCCCCGACUAUCCGAUUUUCCAAUGUCCCAAUUGCCGCGCAUACACGGACUUGAGCGCAGAGGUUGACGACACAAACGACUUCGUGGAGGAAGAAGAUGAAGAAGAACAGAAAAACAGUUCAUCUGAGGGACAACAGACCGGAGAGCAACAAGCUCGAUCGGAGUCUCAAUCACCUGCACCGGAGACCAAUGCGAACUCCAACCCGGCCCAGGAAACCCCUACGCCGCCUGAAAACACGAAUUCCACAGAGACCCGGGCGGACGACUUGCCUGCCGAAGCAGGGUUGACAGUGAACAUUGAAAAUAUGCAUUUGAAUGAUGCUGAUACACCUAUCCAAAGCACCUCUAACGCUAAUCCUCCGACGCCAGCUCCUACCUCGAACCCUGAAGGCGUUCCUCACAGUGCCAGUGUCGACAUCCCUGGCCCUCAGUCUGCAUCUCCGUCUCCGGGAACCGUUGGAAAUCGACCAGCACAGCUGCGACAGGAAACGCUUGGCCGUGCGGAUAUGUCUGAUGACAAUCCGUUAACGCCGCGUAAUGACUCGGGACCUUUAGCCUUCGAUGGUUGGACGGGAAUACCUUGA
Aspergillus chevalieri is the source of this 1878-nucleotide messenger RNA. RefSeq names its product FHA domain protein. The transcript is spliced from 3 exons. Gene Ontology annotation, molecular function: protein binding; ubiquitin protein ligase activity. Lineage: Eukaryota; Fungi; Ascomycota; Eurotiomycetes; Eurotiales; Aspergillaceae. The record is from RefSeq and is a predicted model, not a curated record. Gene Ontology annotation, cellular component: ubiquitin ligase complex; mitotic spindle pole body; cytosol. Gene Ontology annotation, biological process: ubiquitin-dependent protein catabolic process; mitotic spindle assembly checkpoint signaling; negative regulation of septation initiation signaling. The coding region runs from base 1 to 1878 and encodes 625 amino acids.